GUGUGUGUGUGUGUGUGUGUGUGUGUGUGUGUGAGUGUGAGUGUGAGUGUGAGAGAGGGAGAGAGAGGGGGAGAGAGUGCGAGGGACUCCUACACGUUUCAUCCAACCGCAUUCUCUCGUCUGUUGAACCUCGGUUUUUUUUUUUCUGCAAAUGGGUUAGAAUCCCUCUUUUAUUUUCUCUGUCUUCUUAAAAUCGACCCAAUCCGACGCUAUGAACGGAAGAGGCAGCUGAUCGGGUCUGUACCUUCCGAACGUUUAUUUUUGUUAGAAUGUAGCAACCAUCUAGGGGGUCCGAUCUAUCGUAGGGUUUAUAUAUGUGAUCACCACCUGUCUUUGGAAGUUUGGACUCCUCCACAUCACCACCAGCAGCAUCCUACAUCUGAUCGAGUCGAUUUGCAUUCACGCACUACUCCAACCAUGCCGGCGGGUAUGAAACCGCUGGAGAAGUUCUUGAAAAAGCAGACCACCGCUCUGACGCGGGCCGGGGGCUUCGGCGGGGCGGACAAGGCCAGCGGUACCGGGGGGUCCCGGAGGAGGGCCAGCCUGUCCCGGGUGGUACCGUUCUUUAGGGAGACUUCACCGGAGAGCGGACAGGCGCGGGAGGUUUUCAGCCCGGACACAGAGGAGCCCCCCUGCUGGCCCCUGGCCACAGGGGCCACCCUUGCUAUGGCCCCUGGCUCUGGAGGGCCCGGGUUCGGUGGUUCCAGCGCUGGUGGAUGUGGAGGUGGAGGCGGGGACGUACGCAGCCCGUCGCUCUCCAGUGACGAGCAGAGCUCCGAGGCCAGCCUGGUCACUGACGCCUCCAGCGGAGGAGGAGGGAGUGGGGGAGGAGGUGGGAGUGGGAGUCCUCUGAGCGCCGAGACCCCCGAUAACCUGACCCUCACCCUGCUGGACAGCGUGGCGGGAAAACGCUACGGGCACUGUACAGAGACCCUGUUGGAUGACUUCAUGUUGACCCAUCCCAUCUUCCUCACAGCCGACCGGCUCCAGCAAGUCCUACUACAGCAAUUCUCCCUGGAGACGGAGGGCAGGAUGGGGGAGGGGGAGGGGUGGCCGGGCGGGCUGGACGGAGGGGAGAGGAAGCGGGCGGUGCUGAGCGUGGCGUUCCGCUACCUGGACACGUACCGUGAGCUGCUGCAGGAGGAGGGGGAACGGAGCAACAGCUUCCCCAAGGACUUGUACAUGUGUGCGGUCCAGGAGCUGGGUCGCUAUCCGGAGCUGGUGGAGGACGUCCUCAAACUGCAGAGGUGGACUGAGAUUCUCCACUCUCCGUCAGAUGAGGAGAAGGAGAGCAGGAAGAAGCAGGUCCGUCCUCUCUUCAGACACUUCAGACGGAUUGAUGCCUGCCUGCAGCCCAGAGAGGCCUUCAGAGGCUCUGACGAGAUCUUCUGCAGGGUGUACACGCCGGACCACUCGUACGUGACCAUCCGUAGCCGUCUGUCCUGCCGGGUCGGGGAGAUCCUGGCGCUGGUCCGGGAAAAGCUGCAGUACAGCGAGGACCAGCCGGCGUUGCCUGGCAACCUGGUCCUGGUGGCUGUCACAUCCGCCGGAGAAAAGGCAGUGUUUCGGCCAAGUGAUGAGGCAGUCUUCACGACGCUGGGUGUGAACACACAUCUGUUUGCGUGUGAACCCCCUGAACUGGAGACACUGCUUCCUCUUCCUGAAGAGAUCCACUGGUCGCCAGGCGACAGCAAACUACAUGACAUGUCAGCGGAGGAGGUGGCCAAUCAGCUCGUUGUGUUCGACUGGGAGCUCUUCAGCUGCGUGCACGAGGUGGAGUUUGUCUGCUACGUCUUUCAUGGGGAGCAAGCUCGCUGGCGCCCCCUGAACCUGGAGCUGGUACUGCAGCGAUGCAGCGAGGUGCAGCACUGGGUGGCCACGGAGAUCCUGCAGUGCCAGUCACUGCCCAAGAGAGUACAGCUACUGCGCAAGUUCAUCAAGAUCGCAUCGCUGUGUAAGCAACAGCAGGACCUGCUGUCGUUCCUGGCAGUAGUUCUGGGGCUGGACAACCCAGCAGUCAGCCGGCUACGACUCACCUGGGAGGGACUCCCAGGGAAAUUCCGGAAGCAGUUUCAGCAGUUUGAGGGCACUGCGGACCCCUCCAGGAACCACAAGUCCUACAGAGACCUGAUGGCUGGCCUUCGACCUCCACUUAUCCCCUUCACACCACUGCUCCUGAAAGACCUGACUUUCCUCCACGAGAGCUGCAAGACGUUCCACGGGGAGAUGGUGAACUUCGAGAAGAUGCAUAAAGUAGCGGAGAUGGUGAGGACGAUAAGGCGAUACAGGUGCACUCCGCUAGUCAUGGAAACAGAGCCCUCCCCCUCCCACCUCCAGACCAAAGCGUACGUGCGGCAGCUCCAAGUGAUUGACAACCAGAACCUUCUCUUCGACAUGUCCUGCAAGAUGGAGCCCAAAGACACAUAGACCCCGGCACGGGGCUGGAGACGGAGAGGGCCCGACGGCCGGUCGCUCUGGGAAUAUAACCGGCAGAUAAACUCUUUCUCUCUUUGAAAGGAGCCCGCUGCCUGAGAAGAAAUUUGUGAUGAGACGUGUAGGGUGUGGCACAGUGAGCUGGUUGAGCUAAAGAGACGCACACACACACACACACAUGAAGGCAGGCACACACACACACACACAUACAUGCUCAAACACACACACACACACACACACACACACACACACACACACACACACACACACACACACACACACACACACACACACACACACACACACACACGUAAACGCACAUGCAUAUAGUGGGGGAGAAUCUCAUAAUCUUUCUCCCUUUCUCAAACACACCCCACCCAUUCUAUUUCUUCCAUUCCUACCCUCUCUCUCUCUCUCUCUCUCUCUCUCUCUCUCUCUCUCUCUCUCUCUCUCUCUCUCUCUCUCUCUCUCUCUCUCUCUCUCUCUCUCACUCUUUCUCUCUCUCUCUCUCUCUCUCACUCUUUCUCUUACACACACACACACACACACACACACACACACACACACACACACACACACACACACACACACACACACACACACACACACACUUUUUCUCCACUAUAGUUAGCAGUUGUUCAGUGUCAACACUGCCAGUCCGGUCCCUCUGUUUUUGUUGUUUGGUCUGUCUGCUGGCCAGAAAACCUAACCCCCAAAGACAGAGAGACCCCUGGUUCAAACCCUUGUGGUUGGGCCAGGAUGACACCACCUCCACCGCAAACAUCACCACCACCACCGAAUAACACAGCAGGUGUUGCUCCACUCACUACAAGUGGGCCGGGCAAACUUCUCAAUGGAAUAACAUUGAACCCCUAAAGACAUUCUCCACAGAAACAAGGUUUUCUGUUGGACCUGAACGUCCUCAAAGAAAAAUUCUAAAAGAUGGAAUUGGAUUAUCUGGAUUAUCCUGGAACCUCAGUCAGGAGGAUGGACUAUACUGCUGAUUAAACUCGGUUCACAACGGUCACUCUUUUACGCAAAGGAGCCGAAGAACAUUCUGGAACACCAGACGUCUCCGUCUUUGCGUUUUAUGCGGGAUACUCCACAAACACAGUCAGAGCUGGGGGAGCCGGACAGCAGUGGAAUUGUUUGCUCUGUCGUGUUUGAAAGGAGAAAGUUAACCAAGAGAGGACAGAACACUCAGAGCUUGCGCAAGAGUCAGACUAAUAUGUCCUCUUCCUGUUUUGUGUGUCAAACACGAUCCCCUCCGCUCUUGACCAAUCAGACCACAGACAAUCUGAAAGGCCGCCUAAUGAACAUCAACCUCUUAUAGGGCUUGUUGGUUUCCGCUUCAACUGUUGCUCAUAGCAUUUCUAGACUCAAUCUCAAUCGACAUAUUGCACUGAAGUGAGUAUAAACAAUGGGCAGUUAUUUGAUGAAUUGGAUGUUCUUGUGAAGAAUCUCAUCUGCCUAGAAAUUGAUUGUAUGAGACAACAAAUUGAAUUUAUGGUUUGUCUAACUUAACUAACUGGCAGGUUUCCUAAAAUGUACCGGCGAAAGGAUAUAUUUGACUUGAAAGCAACUGACUAAACACCCCUUGCCAUUCAAAAACAGAGACAUAGAUACAUAGAACAUACGUCAUAUCCUUGGAAAUGACACUCAGUGGUUAUGAAAGAGUACACUAUGUGGUCUUUAAAUCUGCAUGUACAAGAAUGACGAUGAUAGACUGUAAACACUCAAGACAUCGGACCAUCAUGCACCUUGCUGCUAACUCUGUGCCGCCACAGGCUACAUCGUAGUGGCAAUGGAAGGAUUUAACAAUGGACAGCAUGAGCAAUGGAUCCAAAAUGGCGGUGGAUCCGCGGCAGAUGCUAUAUUCCUUCAGUUAACUAAUGGAAAGAAAACUACCGUCACCUUGGAUAGGCCUACUCUAUGAACUCAACAUAUGUUGCGUGAUGAUGCGUGGACAUUAUGAUACUCUCAGCAUUUCAUUGGUUGGUUGGAUGAAAGUGUGUACAUUAAAUUAUUAGCAGCUUUCGCAGCGUCCUGUUACCCCGUGUGUGAUACGAGGAAGCAGGACAUUGCUAGACCUAACCAAAGUAUAUUUUAAUGAGACAGCGGUUUCUAUUGUUAUAAGCUAAUUCUCUUCUUCAUUGAGCAGCAGCUACUGUCCUGGCUAAGGCCAAGGUUGUAUAUUGUAUUGUAACAGUAUAUUCUGGAAGGUUCCAAGGAUUAUAUUGGAAAGUACACUGAGAAAAGCACGCUAUUUUUCCACAAUCUAAGAUUAGAUAUUUAGGGUUUGGUUCACUGUGUGAUUCAAAUAACUACUUAUCUUUUCAAGAAGAAUAGUGAUUUUUCUUCAGUUUAGCCUGUCUGAAAACAGCUGCUUCUUAAUCACAGAAUCUGGCUUGCUUUUGGUAAUUUGAAAAAAUCAGUUGUUGAGAAGAUGGAUUCCAAAGUGACGGCCCAUGUGGUCCUGCCACUGCAGGAAGGGUUCAGGAGGCCGUGUGUGUGGCUGGACGCGAGGCGAACAUGUGUCUGUGUGGCUGGCCAACGUAUUUGCAUCAACUAAGCACUUUUUGCCUCACCUCAGGGCUUCGCUUACAUUGGGGGUGCAAAAGAGAGAUAUGUUUUGUUUACUAUAUUAAUAAUCAUUAUUAUAAUAUAUUAGAUUUUCAAUAGUGUUUUGUUCGAGUUGUGUUUCGAUGGAUUGGUACUGUGUGUGUACAGUUGAUCACAGUUCAGUCUUAACUGUUUCUUAUAGUUAUUAUAGUUAUAAUACGGCUACGUCUUACUAUACGCUGUGGCUGCCACCAGGUCUAGAGUCCAGCUUUUUUAUUAUUAUUAAUAUUAUUGCUUUGUUUUGUUUUGUUUUACAGUUUGCUCUCGCUUGUGCGAGCGACAUCCAGAUCUUGAUGUGAAAUCGUUGCUCCUUUUGUGAUGUCACAAAUGAGAUAGUUAUAUUGUUUCUAAUUGAUCUGCUUCCAUUUUAGAAUAGCUAGAAUCACCUGACUACCACCACUCGGAACUUCACCACAUCCGUCUCCUCUCUGUAGAAUUUUUUAACAACUCAUCUUGUCACUCACCAACCUAAUAUCUAACAGUAAGGCUUUAACUCAAAUUCAUCUUUGGAAUUCAGCAAAAGUUGGAACAUUUUCACCCACAACUGAAAUAAUAUAUUUUUGAUAUUUGGGCUAAGUAUUAAUACCAAGAGUUUGAGUAAAGGUGGGACGGAUGUCAUCAUGUGUCCAAUAGCAUAAUUUUUGCUUUACAUGAAUUGAACUGAUCGCUGACCACAGACAAACCCUUAAACCAAAGCCACAUUCUCACAAACCUUUGAUGACUAGAUUUGACUUUUACUCGUUUUACAGUCAGAAUGCCUGGGGUAACCUAUCUUAAAAGGUUUUUUUCCCCCUAAAAUAUGUGAUGAAAUCAAAUAUUAUUUCACAUCUCACCUCGUGCAGCUUCACCCUUUUGAUACAAUUGGCAACAAAUGAGUUGCUUGUUUCGUCAGAAUGAAAUGUUUCACUUCAUAUACAUUGGAGAAAAGUUGACAUAAAGAAAAUAGCCAUUUCCUCCAGUACCACCUCUUUUUCUAUUUCGCAGAAGACAAAAUAAAUCAUGAGAGCGAUGGAGCCUAGAUUUCAUUAAUACGGGUCGUUGGGCUCCAGAGGCAGUGUGGAAUCCCUGUAGAAGGUGACAUCAUCAAUAUAUUGCCUGUGGCUUUCUCAGGACCACUUCCUAGGUGGCGGUGGCCCCUUGGGUUGGGCUGUCCGUUGUGUUGCCUGUGUGAAAAUGCAGAACCCCUCCCCCCUUGUACAUACUGCUAUGCUGUAAAUAAGCAAAUAAUAUGGAGACUCUAUUUUAUGUAUGAGCUACAGGACGGCAAAGUCAUCUCACAGAGAACUAUUUGACUAGUUGUUUUUUUGUUUGUGUGUCUGUUUUUGUUCUAUUUUUUGUGUAAAGAUGAGAAGAAUGAGGUAUUGUACAGCGAUGCUAACCUUCGAGUUUAAAGAGAAUGUGUUUUUCCCACCUGUUUCGUUUGACAUUUGAAAUUAUUAUGAGUUCAUGAAUUGUACAGUUUGGAUCUCUUUGUUAUUUUUUAUUUUGUUUUCUAUCAACAGCUUGGGGAUGUAUUUUUUGGUUUGUUUGAUUAUUUUUGUACAGAAGUGGUUGUUUACAUUGAUAUGUCCUCACGUUUCCCCCGGGGAAACGUGAGGGGUGCCCUCUGGUCAUUGGACCAGAGGGCAGACGAGGAGAGGUUUUUCUGGGGGGAGAGGGGGGAACGGCACCCAAUGUAUAACACAAUAUUGUUAUGUAUGCUGUUAAUUUAUUGUCAUGUUGCGAUGAGAAAAUUAAGCCAUAAAAAUUAUCACAAUAUGAGAUUUGAAAUAUUUUUUCUAAAAUUAUUCAUAUGCAUAAUUUCCUUGACAUCUUUUUGGAACUAAUUAGGAAACAUGGGAUUUGUAAUAUUGUGCCAAAUUGAAUGUGUUUAUCAAGAUUACUACUUCUUUCAUAUCGCCCCAACAUUGGUACAACCCCCCCAAAAAAUAAAAAGCCUGGGCUGUAUUUAUAUAUUUUUUUUAAAUUAAGCAAACCGUAUAUCGAUACUAUCGCUGACAGGAGUUAUUGCUGAAAGGUAAAAUCGGCCUAAUAUCAGAAAUAUAAUAACAAUAACUCACUCUGUUCUUCCCCAGUUGUCUACACACCCAAAAUAUUUUACAUUUAAAUUGUAUUGGUUAGGUCAACAACCCAUACGCAGAAUAUUGAGGUUGUAUUUUUAAUGCAGUAUCCCAAGCUGUCAAGCGGGUGGACGGGUUCUAGUCCGCUGCGGCAGUGGAAAACUGGCCGACAGCCGAGUCCCAUGACAGUCUCCUGUCAUUGGUGUACUGACAUGUGAGAAAACCUAUAAAAAAAUGCAAGGAUCAGCUGAAUUUGAACGUUUUGAAACUUAAGAAAGUAAAAUCAACCAGUGAAAGUAACGAGAUCAUCAGGGAUUGGCUUGAGAAGUUUUGAUGCCCCCUCUCCUGACCUCUGACCCCUCUCACACACCACAGGACACAAGCUCAAUAAAAACCGUCUGACCACAA
Messenger RNA from Gadus macrocephalus (Pacific cod), 7523 nucleotides. RefSeq names its product Rap guanine nucleotide exchange factor (GEF)-like 1 (gene rapgefl1). Gene Ontology annotation, cellular component: plasma membrane. Gene Ontology annotation, molecular function: guanyl-nucleotide exchange factor activity. The coding region runs from base 418 to 2427 and encodes 669 amino acids. Gene Ontology annotation, biological process: Ras protein signal transduction; positive regulation of GTPase activity. The record is from RefSeq and is a predicted model, not a curated record. NCBI's taxonomy places the organism in Eukaryota, Metazoa, Chordata, Actinopteri, Gadiformes, Gadidae. The transcript is spliced from 16 exons.